UAGAGUUUGGCAACAAAAACUUAUUAAAUAUUUUGAAGCUAGUGAUUAUUCUGAGUUUAAAAAAUCUCUAUCUUCAUUCAAGUUUUUUAAAAAUUUUGUUGGUGAAAGUUUACAAAUUUAUAUUACUAUUUGA
This is a messenger RNA of Cetraspora pellucida, 133 nucleotides long. The record is from the annotation of a GenBank genome assembly. NCBI's taxonomy places the organism in Eukaryota, Fungi, Glomeromycota, Glomeromycetes, Diversisporales, Gigasporaceae.